CGAGCUGUCAGAGCAGCUUGUUGCACGACCAGCUUCUUGGUAAACUAACUUGAGUUCGGCGUUAAAAUCUAAACCAGUUGCCUGACAAAUCGCGCUUCGCGUGGACCGACGAGAAUGUUCGCUUCGGUUAAAAAACAAGCCUUAGUUCCCUUGACUUAACGAGUCAUCUGCCGCAGUUUCCCAUCGAGCUUCAUUUGCCGUCUGCGUGAUUUGUGGUCAAGAAACAGCACAGCGGCGGCAGGUCAUGGUAACCAGAUCCCGGACAGAAGAAAGUGCCUUCUCUGACGACGUUCCUACUUGAAGCUGCUCGCCGCUUCCAUCCUACACUGUAAACAGCGCUGGCUUGGCCUCCGAAAAGAUCUCAAUUCCUCAGACUUGCCAAAGCACAAGGAACCAACACUCUCUUUCCAUUCUCGGACAUUACUAGAUAUCGUUCCAAGGAGAGCCGUUGCCUUCAGAAAUUGCCAUCCACAACCGUCUCAAGACCAUUUGAAGACCUGGAGCAUGUUCUUAUUGUCGUGCCAGUGUUGUGCACCUGGGACUAAAUGACUGAUGAACGAGAUUGACAGCUUCACUGAUAGCAGCCAUCUCCCACACGACAGCCAGCGGGAGUCUGAAUGUGACGUGUCUAUUUAAAGGGCCUCACCGACCAACCUCAAAACUAGACACAAAACAACACAAAAAUACGUUCGCAGACUAUUUGAACCCGAAUCAACAAUCCCGCACCUGACACUGCAGAGCCUGCAGGUUCUCAAACAGCUAUGGCUUUAAACAUCGCGUCGAUACGAGACACGAAAUGGCUGACGCUCGAGGUGUGCCGACAGUUUCAGAGAGGGACGUGCUCGCGCAGCGACGAGGAGUGCAAAUUCGCGCAUCCGCCCAAGAGCUGCCAGGUGGAGAACGGACGGGUGAUCGCCUGCUUUGACUCGCUGAAGGGUCGGUGUACGAGAGAGAACUGUAAGUACCUUCACCCACCGGCGCAUCUGAAGACGCAGCUGGAAAUCAACGGACGCAACAACCUCAUCCAGCAGAAGACCGCAGCAGCGAUGCUAGCGCAGCAGAUGCAGUUCAUGAUCCCUGGCACCACGAUGCAACCAGUGCCUACAUUUCCUGUCAGCCAAGGUCUGGGCUCCAACCCUGGUCUGAGUUACGCGCCGUAUCUGACUCCCAUGAGCCACGGCAUGGGUCUGGUCCCUACAGAGAUGCUCCCUAGCACUCCUGUCAUCGUCCCCGGCAGCCCGCCGGUCAGCGUGCCGAGCUCGUCCUCCACACAGAAACUUCUGCGCACGGACAAGCUCGAGGUGUGUCGCGAGUUUCAGCGGGGCAACUGCGCGCGCGGCGAGACCGACUGCCGCUUCGCCCAUCCCAGCGACAGCCCGAUGAUCGACACGAGCGACAACACGGUCACCGUGUGCAUGGACUACAUCAAGAGCCGCUGCUCGCGCGAGAAGUGCAAGUAUUUCCACCCUCCGGCGCACCUGCAGGCCAAGAUCAAAGCAGCCCAGCAUCAGGCCAACCAGACUGCCGUCGCAGCGCAGGCCGCCGCUGCAGCCAUGACUCAGUCGACUGCCAAAGCAAUGAAGCGACCCCUCGAGGCAUCUGUAGAUCUGGCGUUUCCCCACGGAGUCCUGCAGCCCCUACCAAAGAGACCGGCACUAGAAAAGAGUAACGGGGCCAGCACGCUCUUCAACCCCAGUGUCUUGCACUACCAACAGGCUUUGGCCAGCGCACAGCUUCAGCAGCCCACCGCUGCGUUCUUUCCCACAGGGUCAGUUCUGUGCAUGGCUCCUGCUAGCAGCAUUGUACCCAUGAUGUACAGUGCUACGCCUGCUACUGUCUCUGCAGCAACAACUCCUGCCACAAGUGUCCCCUACGCAACAACAGCACCAGCCAAUCAGAUCAUCUUGAAGUAAACCACCGAAGAGGAACGACGGGGUGUCAGGAAGCUGCUUUGAGAAACCCAAAAAGAUCCCCGUGUAAAUACGACCUGCCCUCCUCCCCUUUAGAACUACAGCAACCUGCAUGCUAAACGCGUAACACACGAAAAACAUUAAACAACACACCGUAUACCUGUUAUGCUCGGAAAAGUGAAAAGGUUUCUAACUUAAAAGAUAUUAAAAAAACAAGACUAGAAAAUAUAUAUGAAUAUAUAUAUAUAAAUACAUAUAAAUAUAUGUUAAUGUACAGCACGUUUCAUAGAGGCAUAAGUGAGAUUUCAUCCGAAUGAUCGGUCCACCGUCAGAUAAUGUGUAUUUUUCUCCCACGGUUGUUUUAAAUACAAAUGCACAAUGAGUGGAAAAAACACGCACUCGGUUUGCACUGUCGGAAAAAUAGUGCUCAAGUGCUUGAUUGUCUUGAAACGGGAGGACGUCUCCUGCAGAGUAUGUCUUAAACAUCCCCAUGUACCCUCUAGGUAGGGGAAAGAGGGAUUUUCUUUCUUGUUUUCAUACACCGAAUGUCACACGGCGGACACGAAGAAGAUUGUCUACUGGUCAAACGAUUAGAGAAGAUAUUAUUCCCGACUCUUCAUCCCCACUGGCCAAAGAAAGGUUUACAAGGACACAAAGUGCAAGCCGGACGAAGUGCGAAUGUGCCGUGCCACCACGUUUCUGUCUGUGUCUCUGCUAAAAGACUGUGUUUUACUCCUUCCUUUUUCGUUUUUAAAUGGACGCUGAAUGAUUUCGAUGUGUCCCGUGGAAACACUGGCCAUCAGGGAGUCGACUCUGGCUUCUAUCCCGUGCCAAGGGCUUACAUUAAACUGGAGAGCUGCUGUAAACAAACUCACACAUGAGACGGACUUCUUCUCCAAAUUGUCCGGGGCCUGUUCUAGUCCCACUCACACGGUGCCCGAGCGGAAACAAAAGACGACGACGACAAGAGGGAAACGUUGCAGUACACGAUCUCUUGUGAAUGGAGGGCGCUGCGCUCUCGCCGAUAAUCCUGUUUUAUUUGAUAUAAACAGUAGAAGUGCCUAAAAAAUCUAUUUUACACAGCAAGCAUCUUGAGAAGAUGACUUUAUGUGGGGUUGGGGGUUAUAAAAACAUUCAAAGCGAAGCUCCCGAAAUGAUUUUGGCCAGACAAGUGACAAAAAAAAAUAAGUUUAAUGCAUUUCAUGCACAUCACGGUCUGUUUCAUUACACGAUAACGAUGUUGCUAGAAAUCGGAGCGAGUUUGUUUUGUUGUACGAUGUUAGAUUUGAUGCUUUCUUGGAGUAGUUGGAAAUGUAAGGAACUUUGUAUGGAACUUCGAGCUCAAUGUCUGUAACACGCGUGACGUUUUGAGUUUGGUAAACGAUUGUCAUUGCGGUGCGUUCUUAACCAGUUCUGUUGUUGAGUCUGUUAAAGGAAUAGUGCGCCCAAAAAUGAAAGUUUGCUGAAAAUGUAUUAAUGUAAUGUAGCGUUGCAUCACUUUCUCGCCAACGGAUCCAGUGCAGUGAAUGGGUGCCGUCAGAAUGAGAGCUCAUAAAAUCAUCACAAGUAAUCCACAACAGUCUAGUCCAUCAAUUAACAUCUUGAGAAACCAAAAGCUGCGCGUUUAUAAGAAACAAAUCCAUCAAGACGUUUUCAACUUAAAACCAUGUUUCAACUUAAUAUAAAUUGUUACCCCACUGACUUAAAUUUUUUAUGUUUAGUCAACUUGAAAUUUUAAGUUACUUGAUGUUAAUUUAAGUGACAACUGGAAUAUUUUAGUUGGCUAAACUUAAAAUUUUAAGUCAGCAGGGUAACUAAUUUUUUUUUUUUUCCUACAGUGUGGGUUGAUUUUGUUGCGAGUGGAAAACAGCAGAUGACGUUUUUCACUGAAGGAAGUGUUAUUAUGGAUUAUUAUGGAUUAUAGAUUUAAACGAGAAGUUCACUUCCAGAACAAAAAUAUACAGAUAAUGUACUUACCCCAUUGUCAUCCAAGAUGUUUAUGUCUUUCUUUCUUCAGUCGUAAAGAAAUUGCUUUUUGAGGAAAAAAUUUCAGGAAUGUUCUCCAUAUAGUGGACUGAUAUGAUGCCCACAAGUUUGAACUUCCAAAAUGCAACUUCAAAGGGCUCUAAACAAUCCCAGCUGAAGAAUAAGAGUCUUAUCUAGCAAAAUGAUUGGUUAAUUUUUAAAAAAAUUACAAUUUAUAUACUUUUUAACCUUAAACGCUCAUCUUGUCUAGCUCUGUGUGAACCUCUGCGUAUUCCGGUUCAAGACAGUUAGGCUAUAUCAAAAAACUCCCAUCUAAUUUUCAAAAUCAUCCUACAUCACUGUUUUACCUUUUUUUGUAAAGAGUGUUUGAUCCUCCUUCCAUGUUCACUUGGUAAACACUUGGUCAGUACAUCUGCCGCAAUGUAGGGAGAUUUUAACAUUGGAGGAGAAAAUGAGAUGGGAGUUUUUCGACAUACCCUAACUAUCUUUACCCCGAAUGCACAGAGUUCAUGCAGAGCUAUACAAGAUGGGCGUUUGAGGUUAAAAAGUAUAUAAAUUGUAAUUUUCUUUUAGGAAUUAACCAAUUGUUUUGCUUGAUAAGACCCUUCUGCCUCGGCUGAGAUCGUUUAGAGCAUUUUGAAGCUGCAUUUAAACUGUAUUUUGGAAGUUCAAACUCGCGUGCAGCAUUGAAGUCCAUUACAUGGAGAGAAAUACAGAAAUGUUUGCCUUCAGAAACAUAAUUUCUUUACAACUGAAGACAGAAAGACAUGAACAUCUUGGAUGACAAGGGGGUGAGCAAAUUGUCAGUCAAUUUUUGUUCUGGAAGUGAAUUAAUCCUUUAAAACAGAGUCCAUAAUCUAUAAUAAUCAGGAGAGAAAUCUGGAGUGAUCAAGAAGUGUUUAUAAAUGAAAAACAGGUCUGAACAAAUAUGUGUGUGGAUUUUGAUGUGAGAGAAAAGAAGAGAUGAACUUCUUUCACUGAAAGAAGUGUUAUUAUGAAUUAUGGACUUACGGACUUUAGAUGUUUUAGCCAAAAGCAAUGGUUUGAUGUUAAAAACUUCUUAAGGAUGGAUUUGUUUCUUACAAACACACAGAUUUUUGGCUUCUCAGGAUGUUAAUUGAUGGACUGGAGUGGUGUGAAUGACUUGUGGAUUAUUGUAAUGUUUUUAUCAGCUGUUUGGACACUCAUUCUGACGGCACCCAUUCACUAAAGUGAGCAAUUGGUGAGCAAAUGAUGCAAUGCUGCAUUUCUUCAAAUCUGAUGAAAAAACAAAGUCAUUUGCUGGAACUUUCAUUUUUGGGGGAGUAAACCGUCCCUUUAACAAAUGCAUCUGUCAUAUUUUUUUUUUUUACUAUAACAAAUCAUCUAACAGCAUCGUUUGGUUUUUAUUUGGAUGGUGUUUUACCUGAAAUAGUGCACACGCCUUGUUUUCCUCCCUGUGCGAGCGUGUUACCGAUCCAAUCAGAACCAUCAUGUAUUUUCAUGGUGCUCGAAUAACACAGACAAUCCACAAAGAGACGUUUGGUUUCGCAGGAAUAUGGCACUGGUCUUAGCAUUUUUGUUUUUAAAUUCAUGUCGUUUUUUUUUUUUUCUUCCUUUAGGGUUUUUCGCUGUUGUCGCAAAAGUUACAGUUUUAAUGUAAUUUUUGACGUGGAAAGUGAUUUAAAUAUAUUUUAUUGUCAUUCUGUUCAUCUUUAUUUGGUUUUGUUAAAUACUAGAACACAGAACAAUGGUGUAACCUAUUUUAAAAUGAAUGUAAUUUAUUAAGCCGGGGCUUCGCUACGCGCGGCCGUCCUCGGCCAAUCAGGAGCCGCUUCUAGAUCUCUCGUUCGGGACGUCGCGCCGUAGCGCAAGCGAGGCUAUAGAAUUGCUUGUGUUAUGUAAAAAAUGUUUAUUGUAUAGGUAAUGUUUUACCAAAAAAAAAAAACUAAAAUGUAAAAAAAAAAAAAAAAUGUAAAAAAAAAAUCUCCGUAGUAUGAUAGUUAUUUCAUAAUAAUAAUAAUAUUAAGUUGUUGCUGUGGCAACCUAAAAAGUUGCGAAUACUAAAUUUUGGUAUUUUUGUAAAUGAUGUAAUUGUUAAGUUGAUUUUUGUUUUCUUUCGUUUGUUCCUUUGAUCUUUUUUUUUUUUUCCUAGAGCACUGUAAAACGUUAGAUUGUAAAGCAGAUAUUGGAACAUUUCCUAUUUUAAUGUCGAGAUUAUAUUACCAGGAGAUUUUUCGGUAGCAUUUAACGGCCUCUUUAUCGGUGUAACAUUUAAGAUAGUAGUAAAUACUCACUAGCGUGACGUAACUUAAGAAUCGACUCUAGUGUUGGGUUAACCCGCGCCCCUUCCCCCGUUUUAGAUUGACAGAGGAUCUCAAGUACUUGUGAAGAUCAAUUUUUUAUAUAUUAUUUAUAAAAGUUGUCCUGGUUUGUUCAACAACUUAAACGAGUUUAACGAUUGCACUUUGAUUUUAUGUAACCGUAGGAUGUUCAUUUCAAAAAACAGAUGCACAAUGAAUAUGGUAUGGCAACACGAAUCAACGACGGAUGUUUUAUUGCUUUAGUUAAACCAGAGAACUAAAUAUUCAGUAAGCAUCUCUUGCAUGGUAUUUUAUGUCAAAUUAAGAAGUUAUUUUCAAUUUAAUCUGAAAAAAAAAAAAAAGAAGAAAUAUAUUGAAUGUUU
Labeo rohita (rohu) is the source of this 6561-nucleotide messenger RNA. RefSeq names its product muscleblind-like splicing regulator 2 (gene mbnl2). The transcript is spliced from 10 exons. The record is from RefSeq and is a predicted model, not a curated record. Lineage: Eukaryota; Metazoa; Chordata; Actinopteri; Cypriniformes; Cyprinidae. Gene Ontology annotation, molecular function: metal ion binding. The coding region runs from base 762 to 1913 and encodes 383 amino acids.